Castor canadensis (American beaver) is the source of this 11324-nucleotide messenger RNA. RefSeq names its product transformer 2 alpha homolog (gene Tra2a). Gene Ontology annotation, molecular function: RNA binding. Lineage: Eukaryota; Metazoa; Chordata; Mammalia; Rodentia; Castoridae. The record is from RefSeq and is a predicted model, not a curated record.
GCGACCUGGUGGGAGUGGAGUAGAGCGGCCGUUGUUGCCGACUCUUUCCUCCUCCCCACGGUCCAGACAGCGAGUUGAUUUAGGCCGUCGGCCCUCGAGCCGAGACUUGUCUCUUAUUUAGUUCUGGGGGAGCGCCUGGCCGACAUGAGUGAUGUAGAGGAGAACAACUUCGAGGGCAGAGUGAGUACAAAGCCGCGGGAGCCGUCUUCGGCGGCGGCCCGAUGCUCGGGGUUUCACGGGACGAGCGCGGUCGGGCAAGGUUGCGGGGAGACCUGCGGGGGCCCCGCUGGGGAGUAACCUUUGGAGUCAUCGCCAUUGCUUCUUCUUCACAUCCCAAGAUGGCUUCUGGGUUCCACUCCUUCCCCAAGUACUACGAAUACCCGUCCUCCCCUCCUGUUUUGGGGUAGUGGGGAGGGGACUGGUACCUCAACUUGGUCCUGUCCCUCUCUGUCCCUCUCUGUCCCGGCCCCCUCCCCAGCCCUGUCCCGAGGUCCGGUCCGUGUCCCGCGGUGGGCGGGAGGCGGCGGCAGGGAGUUCCCCUCCCUCCCUCCCCUGGGGCCGGAUAGUGGUAGGUGCUUCCUGCGGUGGCGAUGCCGGCGACCCCCGAACCUCGUGGAGGUCUCGGGGGCCAAUGCGCGGGGACUAGCUGGGGCCUGUGUCUCCUUGGCUCUCUAUUGCAGUGAGCGGCCGCUUCUCCGUCGGACCCGGCGGCGUUGCGUCUAUAAAGGCGAAAAGCCUUGAGGUUGAAGGUGGGACGAGCCCCAUGAAGUGGUUAGUCAACGAUCGCACCGACCCUUAAGCCUUCUUAAGCGAGAGCUGUGAGGGAAAGCCGCGCCAGGAGCCCUAAUGUCCCCCCUUUUCCUUUGCUUUCCCUGCGAGAUGAAUGUGUGGGGGCAUGUACUCACGCCUUGUUGUUCUCAUUCCGUGAUGUUGGGUGUUGUACUCUUCUUUAUUUUUCAACUUGUAAUGCUUUUCUUCCUAUGACCUUUCAUCUAAAACCUGACUACUCCUUUACAGGUUUUUUUACGGUAAAAAAAAAAAAAAGAUUUUUUUAAAGGAAUCUUCUUACUGUAAGCUUACAUAACUGAAUGAAUUUCAUGGCUCAGUAUUUUAAAAAUAGCUAGUCAGUUUAUACUAUUUUAGAAGAUUAUCUUAAAAAUUACAGGUCCUUUGCCAUUUCUUCUCAGAUUUUUCCUCUUCCCUCCCCUCUCCCCCAAAGAGGGCUCGGAAGGUUUGCCUUAGGUUUGGGAUCAGAUGAAUGUAAACAUCACAAAAAAAAGUCGCUAUGCUCAGCUUAAGUGCACUAGAACGUUUGUCGGUGUUUUGAGUUAUUUCCGAAGUUACCCUAGUAGUGGAAAUUAAUAGGAGUGAGUGUGAAACCCUGAAAAGAAAACAAAAGCCCCAGGCAACAGAAUCAGGCUGUUGUGUUGGUAUUUAUUCCAGUCACUAGGGGAAACACAUAAAAACCUGAGGGGUAUGCUGGAAGGAAUGAAUUUCUUUUUGGAAAUUCAUAACAAAAACUCUUGGAAUCUGUCAUAUCCGAAGGUCGAUUUAGACUUUUCUUCUUGAGAGAUUUAAAGCAAUAGAAUAGGAACAAAACUACAUUUAAGAUUGGAUUUGGAUGAAAUUUGGAGCCUGGAUAUAGUUGAACCCGCAUAUGCUUUAGGAUGUAUCUAUUGUCCCGAGAAGAUUUAAGGUCAUACAAUUAAAAUAUUUGGAGAUAGUUGUAUUUAUUAUUUUGAAAAUGUUUGAGAAGUUAGGGAAAGAAAAUUUGCCAUCUUUUUGUUUAACUUUAACAAAGAAUUUUUGUGAAUGCUUGUUUUCAUUUGGUUUAUGGGACCUGAACUACCAAUGGAACUUUUAAUUUAGUUCUUACUUUUAUGUCAUCUAGUGGACCCAUCUAAGUACAUGUAAGAUUUCCAUCGAGUUGAAGCUAAAAUUUAGGCAUUGCCCUAUUUAAUUAAAAAAGGGGGUAGGGGACGACCUGUUUUUCCCCUUCUGAUUUGUGUGGUCAUAAAAUUUUUUUUUCUAAAAUGGUACCUCAAGUGUAUCUUAGUGUAAAUCAAAUCAGUAGAUUGAAUAGUCAGUACUUGUAAUUGGUUGAAGAAUUAGAAGAAUGUUUGAAGCUUUUCUGGAGGUUUUCCUGGUUGGGGUUUUUUUGGUUUGUUUUUUGGGGUUUUUUGGGCAGUAGUGGGAAUCAAACACGGGACCUUGUGCAUGCUAGGCAAGCACUUUACCACCAGACUACAUCUCCAGCUUCUCCAGUUUAAUAUUCACUAGUUUAUCUGGUUACAGUGACCAUUUUCUGCUAGCAGUAAAAUAAUACAAUUGCUAUGUCCUUUGUAUUUAAAGAUAUCUAAUGGUAAUGAUAACCCUAAAUUUUUUUAAAGGAUUUUCAAAUGGGGUGGCCUCAUGUGGUAGUUAGGUUUCAUACUUUCUUUUACUAAAACAAAUUAAGAAAAGUGUUGAUAGAUCCUUAUUCAAAUGUUAGGUUAUCAGGGGUGUUUUCAAAGAUUAUUAAUCUAAAUUUUGGAUUAAACUAAUGUUUUCCCUUCUGUAGGAGUUUUUUAAUGAGAAGACUGCUUCUAGACUGUGUGUGGUGGCCCACAUCUGAGUCUCAGCUAUUGGGGAGGCCAUAGGUAGGAGGAUCAUUACCUGAGGCCAGCUGGAGGCACAAACUCCAGCCCUGCCCUGAAAUAUAACUAAAGCAAAAAAAGAGGAGGGGGCUGGAGGUGUGGCUCAAUUGGUAGUGUGCUUGCCUACCACGCUCAAGGCCCUGACUUCAAGGCCCAGGACGCACAGCCGCUUAAAAAAAAAAAAGAAAGAAAGAAAGAAAAACAAGACUUUCUCAUACUCAAAGUGCAGUUUUCGUUUGCAGUAUAUAAUGCCAUCUCAGUAAAAAGGUAUUUAGAAUUAGUUGAAAACUUUCUAUAGUAUUGUAGAAUCUUUCUACCCCAAAAAUCAGGUGCAUUUUUCUGAUUUACUGCUCAUGAUAAUCUUGCAAGGGCUCAAGUAUCAGCAUUGUAGAAAUUUAAAACUGAGACUCAGAAGGUCACACAGCCAGGAAUCUGACUCCAGUCCUAGAGCGAUUAUAUACACACACUAUGCUGUAUAUAUAUUUUGAUUUAUUUUUGUGAAGAGCACAUUGUGUCUUGGAGCCCUUGGGUUUGCCAGAAGCAGUUACUGAAGCUUAAUAUUCCAUUUUAGAUUAAUCUCUCUUCCAUUUUAAAGGAAAAAGUAAAAGAACUUUAGGAAAGGAAAGAUAGUUGGCUGAAUUCUGUUUUGAGUAACCUGAGGUGGGAUUCCUUGAUAAGAGCACCUGCUGCCUUUUUAGUGUUAGGUGUUCUUGAGCGAAAGAGAAUUUGUGGUCUAAUUUGAGGUGUCUGACAGUUUGAAUCUAAAGAAAAGUAUAUAAUUGACUUCCUUGUAAUGGAACUAGGAAAUUUAGGAUGCAAAACUUUAGGUUUUAGGAUUAAGGAAGGGAAUAUUGAUUGUAUAUGGGUGUGACAGUGAGGAAGUUGUGCUGAAAUAGUGAAAGAAAUUUGAUACAAAUAUGUAAUGAGAUAAUGGAGGGUUUUGAAUUCUAGAUUUAGGAAUUUGGAAUUAAUCCAGUAUGCAGUAAGGAGCUAUCUAUGAAUUCUUCAUUGUGAGAGGGAAAUAAAUUUUGGCAACAACCAAAACAACUGGUACAGAAGUUAACUUGAAAUAUUUAAGGAAGGAAAUUAUGAAAAAAAAAAAUAGUUGGUCAGACAGCAGUGGGAAUGAGUUGAGACCAUUUUUCCAGAGAACCAGGAGAAUAAUGGUGUCAUUGAAAUAAAUAGGUCCAUAAAGCAAUUUGCUUGGAGCAUGUAUAACAAGUUAACAAACAUUGUGAGUGAAAAGUCCUUUUGGAGCUAGGAGUAAGGUUGGCACUUGAGCUGUGCUUUUGCCUGUCAUCUUCAUGAAAGUAAUGAAUUGUUGCUUCAUACCACUUCAACCAAAAUUAGGAUUUUUAUCUAAAAAUUUCAAUGCCUUUAUAGAAAUUAAGAGGAGUGGAAAUAAAUCUUUAUAUAGUGUAUUUGGUUGUACUGCUUAUUCUUGCCUUUUCAGGACUUGUUCUGGCUUAUUGAAUAGAUGGAAUUUUUUUUAAGGACUCCUAGAGUUCUUCUUCUUAAUAUGAGAUGAUUGGAUGGCAAAAUUGUAAAGGAAAAUAAAAAUUCAUCUGCGUUGAUUGGAAUGAGUGUAUUAAAAUAGUUUAAGAGUAGGUGAAAAUAUGAGGAGGUUUUUUUCCCUUCUGAAGUUUAGUUACCCACCUAUCUUGGUAACUGCAUCCAUCCAAAAAAGAAAAAAGAAUCUCACUAAUAACUGCAAAGCCCUGAGUCCAAACCCCUGUACUGUCCAAAAAAAAAAAAAAAUCUUAAAUUAGGGUUUAAAAAUUUGUGAAAUUCUAAAAUAAUGAGGGAGAUGCCAUAUACUUUAGCUUUAAAAACACUUAGUUCAGCUGCAGGAAUUUAAUUUCACAUAUCAAAUCAACGUGUUAAAAAGAAUGAAACUUUUCCUGUAGGUAUAGUAUUAAGCUUAAGUUGUGUCUUGGGUUUAACAUUUGAGAUUCUUUCACUGAAGUGUGCUAAUUUGCUCAGUAUAACUAGAAGGCAGGUUUUUGAAAAGGGGCAGUGCAAGUAAUUAUACCCACAACACAUAACUAUAAUUUUACAGAUUUGUCUGAUAUGCUUAAUGCUUUGUAUCAUUCCUAAAAUAAGAAAAAGGCCUUGAUCUGAAAGUGUAUCAAGAGAUUUAAAUAAGGAUGAGUCAUUUUUAAAAGGACAAAGACAAACUUUGACCACGGAAUUACUUUUGUAAGUGAACCAACCUUAUUUACCUCUAUAAUUUGCAGUAUAACAAGUAUGAAAUGGCAUGAAUAAUCAACAUAGUAGUUUCCCAGAACCUGACUGGAUAUGGAAAAACCUUUUGUAUUGUUACUGAUAGGGGCUCAGUCAUCAUAUAAUUAACCCUGGUACCUUUACAAAACCUGUGUAGUCCCUGCUAAGUGAAUUAAUAAUGGUUAUUAUUUGUUCGUAUGUCUAAACAGAUUUAGUAAGACAGAAGUGGAGAUGAGAAAUAGUAACAAUCAGAUGUAGAAGAGAUUAUAAACACUAUAAAAUUGAGAGGCAAAUAAUGAAAGGAAAUGUGGUUCCUCUUUAUUUCUUUAACUGAUCUGCCAUAUAGAUAUAUAACCCUUCCUUAUUGUGUUGUGACUAGAAAAAAAGGUGUAAGUGACCUGACCUGAGAGGAAAAAAAAAUUUUUUUUAAACCAAGGGUCUUGUCAUCUGACAUUCAAGAUUCAUAAAAUACUCCAUAACCCCAGAAGAUGAGCAUAAGCCAAGAAUGCUGUGAUUGGUUCUUAGUUUAACUUUAGUUGCUUUUAAUAUAGCUAAACCACAUUAGUUUGUAUAGGCUUCUUUUCACUGCCUUCGAAAUGAUCACUUACGCACUAGCUUUUUUAGCAUUGUGAUUUAUCAUGAUAAGCUGGCAGGUUUAUGGGCCACAUUUAAAUUUUGUACAAAUAAUUAUAAACUUUACAGGAAAUUUCACAAUUUGGCAUGGGUUUAAAUUUGAUUAUAAAUCCCAGUUACUAAUCAUUUAUUACAAAAGUUCUCAAAAUUAUUCCAAACCUUAGAGAAAAUAUAGACAUACGGUUUUAAAAUAUCUGUCAGCCUUUACAGAUAAUAAACCACAUAAACCUGAAUGCAUCAGACAGAUAAUGAUCUUAAAAUAAAGGAAAUUAUAAAUUGUAAAUAAUUAGUAUCCUUCUUUUUAAGGGGUUGCUCUAAUAAUAGGUUUAAAGGGAGGCUGAAAGUAUUUCUUUUAUCAGUCUAACUUAUUAAGAAAAGUACCUGUCAUACCCAAGACUAUGGGGACUUUUUUUUUCCUUUGUGCUGCUAGAGUUAGAACUCAGAGCCUCUUGGUUGCUAGAUAGGCACUCUAUCACUUGAGCCAUGACUCCAGCCCAGAACUUUUAUUUUUGUGUGCUGAAAAAUUAGAAUUGAGUAAAUACAAAAUGUUGCUUACAAGUCCUAAAGAAUGAAGUUCUUAAAAUUACAAAUAUUGUAAGAUACAUGAGUAAUCUAAGUAAAUUCCUCUUUGGGACAUAAAAUGUAAAUCCACUACUGUAUUUCUCUGGAAAGCUCCAAUUUUAUAAAGUGUAGGAAAAUAGAUUUUUAGAAAGCUUGUUUUACAAGCUUAUACUCAUGUAUACUUGAAUAUGUAUAAAUUUGGCACUGUUACGUGGCGUAGAAUUUCCGUGGCCUUAAUAUUAAAGUGAGUUGUAAUGUAGUGUUCAUAUUAGUUUGUAUUUAUUUUUGUAAGUAUUAAAAUGCCAUAUUUUGGCAUUAUAAUACUAAUAAGCAUAUAUUAUUAAAGACCUCAGUUACUGCUCGAUGUAGGACUUACUCAUGUUCUGCAGCAACUUGUGCUUAUAACAAACAGCAAAACAAAAACCUGUUGUGCUCUGAGAACUUUCUGCCUGGCUUCCUCGGGUUAGAGUAUGUAAGGUAGACUAGAAGCCUAUUUAAGAUUUCUGUUAAAACCUGUGAUACUAAAGGAGACCCUGUUUAAUCCCCAAUACAGAAAAAAAAAAUUGUUGAUAAGUCAUUAAUCUGCCCACUUCAGCUAGGUACCACAUUUACUUUUUGGAUUCAGGAACCAGUACUAAAGAAUUUGUAGAAUUCCUUGACCAGUUCUAAAAACAGGUUAGUAUGGGAAAGCAGAGUAGUUUUAUUUACAAUUUAAGUUACUGAGUUCUAAAUACUUAUUUGCAUUUCUUUUUUAAAAAGUUGAAAUUAAGUCCAUCCUGUAGUCCCAGAUACUUAGGAAACUGAGACAGGGGGACUGAUUGCUUGAACCAGCCUAGGCAAUAUAGUGAGCUCAUCUUAAAAACAAACGAACAAAAAAAAAACCUGUAAAGUUAAGGUUAUUCCAUAAUAAAGACAGGUAAAGAGAAAAGGAUUAUCUAACAUUUGGUUCUAUAAGGCACUUACUGUAAACUCAUUUCCAAUGCAUAGUUUAGUGAAAAUAGCAUUUAUUUGGUGAUAGUGUUUGAGAAAUUAGAUACUUUAAAAUGAUAAAUAUCAGUAAGACCAUCUGUGUAAAGACAACCACCAGUUCUUAUGUAGGUCGUAUUUUGACUUUAUACAAAAAUAUUUAUAUUUGUAUUUUAGCUUUUAGGUUAAGUUUACUGACAGUUACAGGAUAUAGGAGAGGCAAGAGGACUUAACCUCUGGUGAUUCCAGGAAAAAAUUCAUACAGAUUUAAAUUUCCUGGAAAUGGGGGAAGAGGGUAGAUAACAAAGGAGAUCGGGUAUUUGUGUCACCCUCAAAUAAAAAGCAAAGCUUCUGGUCUGGGGAUGUAAGUCAGUGAUAAAGCGCUUGCCUAAAUCCCCAGCACCACCAAAAGGAAAAACCAAAGCUUCUUCACCAAUGUGUUGAUGUCUUUUAAAAGACCAUCCUGUUAUACCUUAAUGCUAUGUUGCUAUUCCAGUACUGGAAUUUAAAGUUUAAUUUUUUAAGAUAUUACUGAGUUACCUUGUUUACAUUAAUUCUCCAGGAGUGAUCAUUUUUUAGCAACUAUUAAAGUUGUGUUUAUGAGGAGACUUGAAAAUAAGAUAUACAUAUAUUUGGACUGUUAAAUUUUUGUCAUGUACUAGAAAGCUUCAUAUAUUUGAGAGUAAAUUUUAGGGUUUAAUGUUUAUUUCUAUCCUAGUAAAAUUAAAGGUUUAUAGUGCCUGAAAGCAAAAGCCUUCUACUGUGUAUGUAUAACACAGGCAGUAAUGAUGUUCAUAGAUAGUAUUCUACCCACUGUUAUUCAACAGUAGUAUAAAUGAAUUUGCCCAGAGGGUCUCUUUUAUAGAAAGGAAAGUCAGAGGGAGAUAUUUCAGUUUAGUGCUCAACCAGCCUAAGAGUAAUUUCGAUUACAAGCAGAUUAGCCAUACCUUUACUGAAUGUGGUGCUCCAGGCAUCUGUCCAGUAAUUUAGGGAGUGUCUUAAGAUGUGGUGGGAAGACUUAAUGGUAGACAGCUAAAUGGGAAGGUUGGUAUUAAACAGAAAGGUAGUUUUAUAGUUCAGUUUGUUUUCAUCUGAAAAAAAAUGGAUAGACAUACUACCAUUUUUUACUGUUCUUGAUAUUAAAAAAGUCCUUGACAUUAAGUUUGAAGGAAAGCUGUUAAAAGAAAGCUGUGUAAAUGAAAAUUGGAUUGAAAUUGGGAUAAUUAUUUAGAUUAAUAAUGAAGUCUAAAAUGGACAGAGAAACCAAAUUACCCAUUCUGGUUUGGUCAUGACAGCCUUAUAUUUCUCAAAUGAACUUUUAAUCAGUUAUAGUUUAUUUGUAUAGUUUUGAUGCACACCCAUUAUAACUUCUUGUACAUUAUAAUAUAUCCUGAGUGGGAUAGCAUUAUUAAAUGGUGCAUUUGCACAAACAUGUAUUUUAGGAAUUUACAAAGCAAAGGGGAAAUGUUAGAAACUUUGCUUCUUCUUCCCCCCUGGUUUUUAAAAUAUGCUUGUCUUUGCAAUGUUUAUUUCUGGUGGUAGAGUCAGAAUGAGCAAAGAUAGUGGUAAAAUAAAAUUAGGAGGAGGUGUUAGUGAUUUUACCAAUUUUUUUUUUACUUUGCUCCUUGGCUUGUAUGCUGUAAUGUGUGAGUUUAGAUAGGUGUGUAGAAAUACAGGUAUGUAAGAAAUAAAAGAUUUCUUAGCAUGACUUACUGAAAGCUUAUUCUAAGAUCAGUAAGAAUCUUUAGGUUAUAAAAUAGUGGAAACUUAAUACGUAGGUGGGGGAAGUUACAGUUAAUGGUAGAUUUAUGUUUGGAUUGAAUAUAUAAAAAGUGUUCACAGUUUAGGAACUAGAAUGGAACAUGAAAGGGGAGGAGGGUAAAGAGUAUGGUUUUAAAAAAAAACCAUUUAGAGAAAUUCAGUAAAUUCUCUUGGUUAGAAAAUACACUUUUGAACAAUUUUAAAGACUAUAAAAGUGGGUUUUUUUGUUUUUUUGGUUUUUUUGUUUUUUUAAAUAAACUAGUUAUUUGCACUUUACCUGCUGGCCUUUCCAUUUGGUAGAUAACAUUCUGAACUCCAGCAGAGUUUUAUAAUCCCCACGUGCUUAAAUAUACUAAAUGUUCUUUUUCCAUUAAGGUUAAUGUUCGUGAAGAAAUUGAAGAGUUUUUUCCAAGAAUGUGGAAGAUAAAUCAAGAUAAAAGAAGGCUAAUGAAAAGUAUUAAAGAUCAGAAAAUUAAAAUUGAAUGGGGGAAAAAAUUGAACAGAAGAUUGGUCAGAUAGAAGCACUUGAAUAUUUUUUAAGGCUAUUUUGAAUUGUUUGAAUUGGGGAAGAAUACACGAAGUAUGAAAAAUGAAAAACUCAAUGAAGAAUGAAGAGAAGUAGAAAGCAAGAGUGAAGUAGAAUUAAAAGAAUCUGGAAGAAUGAAUGGGUCCUAGGAGUCUCGCUCUCAGUCAAAAUCUCCAACGGGAACUCCUGCUCGUGUAAAAUCGGAGAGCAGGUCAGGAUCUCGUAGUCCAUCAAGGGUUUCCAAACAUUCUGAAUCCCAUUCUCGAUCAAGAUCAAAAUCCAGGUCAAGGUCAAGGAGGCAUUCACAUAGACGUUACACUCGAUCCAGAUCUCACUCUCACAGGAGACGAUCUCGAAGUAGGUCCUAUACACCAGAAUACCGGCGGCGAAGGAGCCGAAGUCACUCUCCAAUGUCUAACCGGAGGAGACAUACAGGGAGCAGGGCAAAUCCAGAUCCCAACACUUGUCUGGGGGUAUUUGGCCUAAGUUUGUACACAACAGAGAGAGAUCUUCGUGAAGUAUUUUCUCGAUAUGGACCAUUGAGUGGUGUCAAUGUAGUUUAUGAUCAGCGUACUGGGCGAUCCCGUGGAUUUGCUUUUGUGUAUUUUGAGAGAAUAGAUGACUCCAAAGAGGCUAUGGAAAGGGCAAAUGGAAUGGAGCUAGAUGGUAGAAGAAUUCGUGUGGAUUAUUCUAUCACCAAGAGAGCCCAUACACCUACACCAGGCAUCUACAUGGGCAGACCUACUCAUAGUGGUGGUGGAGGUGGUGGUGGCGGCGGCGGUGGCGGUGGUGGUGGUGGCAGACGUCGAGAUUCUUACUAUGAUAGAGGAUACGAUCGAGGCUAUGACAGAUACGAAGAUUAUGAUUACCGGUACAGAAGAAGAUCACCUUCUCCUUAUUAUAGUCGAUACAGAUCACGAUCAAGAUCUCGUUCCUACAGCCCAAGACGCUAUUGACAAUGGAAUGGUUGCAGUUCAGGAUGUUAUUUCUCUUUAUUUUCCAUUUCUCUCUCUUUUUUUAAUUCUGGAUUUCCCCAAGCUUUUAAAUCCUUCCUAGUGCAAAAUUCCUUGGUUUAUUUAGCAUCUACACUUUGUCAGUUGUGUUGCUGUUUUCCAUCCCAUUUGUUAUACUGUUAAAGAUGAAAUUGUUGUCAUUUGGAGUAGUUAAACAUACUGAGUAAAAAAACCCAGUGUUAUGCUUUCUAAGUGAUUUUUCUUUGCCUUUACAGAGAAUUAUCUCCUAGCUAAUUAGAUAAGGAAAAAAAAGAUCUUUUUUAAAGCUUUUUUGUCAGAUACUGUAGUAGACAUUGUACUAGAGACCUGCAUUUAUGACGAACUCAUUUUUUAACUUUCUCUUAAGGAAGAUAGUAACACAUGAAGUAGUUCAGUCAUGUCAGGUUUGUCUGAGCAGCAUGGAACAAAUAGUUGAGUGUAGAAAGUUUGAAUCUUCAGAAGAAAACACUUGGACAUUUCUUUUAAAGAAUGUAAUUUUAAAUCCGAAAAAUUAAGUCACUUUUUAGAGAUGAAAAAGCUUGUAGACUCCUACCGAACAUGUUGUGUUUGAAAUACAUCUGUUAAACUUUACAAACUUAAAGUGUGAUUUUUGUGUUAAAUUUACUGAAGUUUAUUCCCUUAAAUCAGUGAAGGACGACCCUUAUUUAUUACCUAGAGCAAUUGUAUAAUUUGCUGUUAGAAAUUUUGGUUUGGAACAUUGGUUAAGCAGGCUGUUGUAUAGAGUUGUUAGAAUAUACAUUUGGGGAAAAGUAGUCUCCUUUAAAAUAAAGGUUAAUUUCUUUGAAAAUGGGAUUGAUUGUUUAUUUUGACACAGUGGAAAAACAAUAACUGGAUUAAUUUGCAAACCAUUUCUUUUCCCCACAUUCCCCAAUUUAUGUAUUCCACAGUCUAUAAUGAGAAAGAUAACAUGGGAGGGUAUUUCAUGUGACCUUUUUAAAAAAAAAAAAACAAAACUGGUAUGCACCGGGUACUGGUGGUUUCAGGCCAGUUUUCCUAGCUACUGAG